AAGGGGGAAAAAGAUGAUGGAAAAGGGGAAAAGAGGGAAGAGAUGGAGAAGUUGGGAUGAUGCAGAGGGGAAGGAGGAUUGGGGAUAAUCCUGAAGGUUUGGGAUAAUCCCAGGAAUGGUCACAAAUCCAAUGAAUGGGCACAGAUCCCGUUGGAGAUUGGGAAUGGGCACAAAUCCCAGGAAUGGGCACAGAUCCCAGGAAUGGGCACAAAUCCCAUUGGAAAUUGGGAACGGGCAAAAAUCCCAGAAAUUGGCACAGAUCCCAUUGGAGAUUGGGAAUGGGCACAGAUCCCAGGAAUGGGCACAGAUCCCAUUGGAGAUUGGGAAUGGGCACAGAUCCCAGGAAUGGGCACAGAUCCCAUUGGAAAUUGGGAAUGGGCAAAAAUCCCAGGAAUGGGCACAGAUCCCAGGAAUGGGCACAGAUCCCAUGGAGAUUGGGAAUGGGCAAAAAUCUCAGGAAUGGGCAAAAAUCCCAGGAAUGGGCACAGAUCCCAUUGGAGAUUGGGAAUGGGCACAGAUCCCAGGAAUGGGCACAGAUCCCAGGAAUGGGCACAGAUCCCGUUGGAGAUUGGGAAUGGGCAAAAAUCCCAGAAAUUGGCACAGAUCCCAUUGGAGAUUGGGAAUGGGCAAAAAUCCCAGGAAUGGGCACAGAUCCCAUUGGAGAUUGGGAAUGGGCACAGAUCCCAGGAAUGGGCACAGAACCCAGGAAUGGGCACAGAUCCCAUUGGAGAUUGGGAAUGGGCACAGAUCCCAGGAAUGGGCACAGAUCCCACUGGAUAAUGGAAAUGGGCACAGAUCCCAGGAAUGGGCACAGAUCCCACUGGAUAAUGGAAAUGGGCACAGAUCUUGGUCCUGGCACCAGAAGAGACAUUUCAGGAAUUGCAGCCGAACUCCCAUCGAGCAGCAGGAAAAGGCUCUGCAGGCAUUAAUUAGGAAUUUAAUUGGGAAUGUAAUAAGGGAAUUGUGGCCAGCACAGCGGGGUGGGAUGGAAGGGACCAGAGGGAGGGGACAGGGACAGGGAAUGGGGACAGAAAAUGAGAUGGGAAUGGGAUCUGGAUUGGGAUGGGAGCAGAGUGACAGGAGUGGGGUGAGAUGGGAAUGGGCUGGGGAAAAGGGAGUGACAGCGGGGAGAGGGGGAUCCUGGACAGGGGAAAACGAGGACUGGGAUGGGGGGACAUGGGGACAGUGUCAGGACAGGGGGUCCUUGAUCAGCUGCCCCAGAAGCUCCCCCAGGGUCUCCCAGUGCAGCCUGCGGUGCCCAAAUCCUUGA
Messenger RNA from Catharus ustulatus (Swainson's thrush), 1270 nucleotides. Its product is annotated as serine/threonine-protein phosphatase 1 regulatory subunit 10-like. NCBI's taxonomy places the organism in Eukaryota, Metazoa, Chordata, Aves, Passeriformes, Turdidae. The transcript is spliced from 2 exons. The record is from RefSeq and is a predicted model, not a curated record. The coding region runs from base 116 to 1270 and encodes 384 amino acids.